UAAAUCAUCACUGAAGAGGUUACAGAAGCAGGAGGGUAUAUACCAGCGGAGAUUUGUAACCUAUUUGAGUCUUUAAUGCAGAGAGCAGAAAGCUUCAUUUAGAAUCGAUAGAGGACAGCAAAGAGACAUUAGUCGAAACAUCGCUAAAGACUCGGAGAUGGAACAAACACAUUUGCUGUUGGCAGCAUAUCGCCAUGAAGCCAGCUUCGUAUUGCCAAUGCGCUUUCGAUUCCCUGCAGCCUGCAGCUCAGCUCGGACCGUUUAAGUUAAACGGCUACAGGGACCUGAUCUACCCUGACUCACAGUCCUGAUAUUUCCAUCUGGACCGGGUGAUAUGAGAGGCUCCAGGAGAUGGUGAUGGAGCUCCAGGAGGUGGGCUGGCUGUGUCUGGUGGGUCUCUUUCUGACCUCCUUGCUCAUUGUGCUGGGAUGGCUGUUACAGUACUUGCUGGCCGUACUGCGGCUUUGGAGAUCAAGGAAGACAGUCAAGCAGGACAGUAAGGGAACCGCCUGGCAGCAGCUCUCAUUCUCUCAGCCUAACCAGAGCCAGGCUGGAGGUGUGUGGGGCUUCCUGCUGAAGCUCCACUCGGGCCGAGAUGGAGGACCUGCAUCUGAGGCAGGGGUUAAAGGCUUGUUGACUUCUCUGUUCUCCUUCAAAUCCUUCAAGGAGCACUGGCAGAGAACCUGGGUCAAAGCUCUGAAUGAGCAAGCUUGCAGGCAUGGGAGCUCCAUCCAGAUCACUUUUGACAGCAAUCUCCAGUUAACUACUGCCUCUGCAAUAGAUAGUGUGACCUGCACUGACCAAGCAGCACACCGAAUGGUUUUACACUGUAAAUGUUUGGUGGACACAGUGACGUUUCCUGUGACGGUCACACAGCAAUCACCCGCUGCCGUUUCCAUGGACACCUUUCAGAUCACUAUAGCACCUAUGGAGGCAAAGGUGGUGGUGUGCCUGGAGGAGGUGGAGGACGAGGGUCUGCUGAUAUCCUGGACUCUUUCUAAGCAGCCAUCAUUUACUCUGACAGUGUCUCCAUGCAAGCUGCAGAGACAAGGCAGUGAGCGUGGGGCCGACUUGGACAUGAUUAAGGGCCUGAUAGAGGAUACUCUGUUCAGCACUCAGCCAGCCAUGGUCCUCAACCUCAAGUCUUGUGAACCCAAUCCUUUGGCUCCCAUGGACCAUCUAUCAGUGGGAUUGAACUCUGUACCCCAGAGUGUUCUGGUGAGACGACUAUUGCUCCGGCAGCUCAGGGCGACCUUAAGUAAAGGUCAGUGGUCUAGAUCAGGGGAGCUGUGCUGUGUCCUAAGCCUGGACCAACCCUCCACAGAGAGGACAACCCGCUUCCUGUCUGUGCCCAGCAACCCCGACGCCUCAGUGGAAUGGGGUGAAGAAAUCACUCUGGAGCUGAGCCUCGAGACCAAAGAGCUGAGAAUAAGACUUCUGGAGCGGAAUGGCAAAAAGGAACAAUUCCUGCCCGGCCAUGCCUCCAUCGCCUUGGACCUCCGGUGCAAAGUUCCCACUGGACAACACAAACUGUCAAUAAGUCACGGCCUCGGCUUGGCCCCAAACGCUACCAUCACAGCAGAGCUGCUGUAUGUGGAAACAGAGGAGCCGCGCAGCGCCCACAAUGCUUUGCCACUUCGUUCCUCCCUCACCCCCACCAAGAAAGUUGAUGUGGACCGAACUAUCAUGCCAGAUGGGACCAUUGUCACCACUGUCACGACCGUCCAGUCUCGACUGAAGCUGGACCGCAGUCCAGGUGAUUCCCCUUUGCGUUCGCCGUCCAAAGUGGAGGUGACUGAGAAGAAACCCACCCUCCUGUCAGAUGGCAGAAGCAGCACCAGCCCCAACCUCAGCAAGAGCAGCCGCCUCUCUAAUGGCCUGGAUCCCGUUGCAGAGACGGCCAUCCGGCAGCUGACGGAGUCCUCCUCCAAAGUAGCACGGAAGACACCAACUAAGAGGAGCACGCUGAUCAUCUCGGGCGUGUCAAAGCAGGUUCCGCUCUCAGAAGAUGACUGCGUGUUAUCGAGCGGCUACGCUGCAGCCAUGGACGCAGCCAUGCAUGGCAACCAUUAUAGGACGGGGCACCACCAGGACCCAGAUGAAACCACACCCUCCGACGUGUCGGAGCGUCCCUCUGUGGAUGAUGUGGAAUCAGAUACUGGUUCCACUGGUGCCUUGGAAACCCGCAGCCUCAAGGACCAUAAAGUGGGCUUUCUACAGAGUGGGACGAAGCUGUUGUUCCGCAGAAGACAUCGAGAAAAAGCGUCCUGCCUCAGCCAAUCCCACGAAGACAUCUCCAACAUGGGCAAUAACUUUGCUGCCGCUGCAUCCAUCAGCCGCAAAAAGUCUGGCAGUUUCUCUCGGCGUCUCAUCAAACGCUUCUCUUUCCGCUCAUCGGGCAAAUCAAAAGGCAAAGCUACCAACGGAGGAGCAAGCUCACUGGAUAACUGAUCCUUGUUAGGGCAAGAGGCCGGUCAUCCUGACUUAAGCAUUGUUUUAAGGCCUCUGUUAGUACUAUUAUUACUGUAAGAAGAUCAACUAAACCGUGCAAGAAUCCAGGCUUUGACAGGCUGAACACCCCCGGUGGGUUGUCACCUGUACAUCUUAAAAGGAGGAUACCUCUGGGAGGGCUUUCCUUUGAAGAGAAAUGAUUGCACCUUCAGGACAAAAGUCAUGUUUAAUCACAUGACUGAAGGUAAAUUGUGAUUAUUAAAUCUAUUUCUUUCAAGUGAAACUCUGCUGCUCAGUAAGGAGAAGGUCAAAGUCAAAAGGAAACGUCUUAUGACCUGUUUGAACACAAACUACAGUAUGAGUGUUUGAUUGUGAUUGAUGGUGAAAAUGCUUUCAAACUAUUUAUUGACAUAAAAUGUGAAUAUGAGGCUUAUGGUUUCACUUCGGAAAGUUUUUUAAAAGCAUGUGUAAAAUUCCUGGGUUGUACAAUUGUGAAUUAUUAUGUGGUUCUCAAGUGCUAUUUAUUUUACCCCAAAAGCAACUCAUCAUAGUUGCAUUACACUGUAAAAUAUAUAACUUGCUGUGUUUUUCUCCAUGCAAAUGUAAUUUUUCAACACAUAGUUUUAAGUAAGUUGACAAAAAUCAGUCUAGAUCUAGCACUUCAUUCAUAAUAUAUUGGUUUUAGAUUGUUGUAUCUUAUAAACAAAGCAGGGAAGGUAAUAUAUCUAUUGUACUUUUU
Molecule: messenger RNA, 3190 nt
Organism: Etheostoma cragini (Arkansas darter)
Lineage: Eukaryota; Metazoa; Chordata; Actinopteri; Perciformes; Percidae
Gene: c2cd2l
Product: c2cd2 like
Exons: 15
Coding region: 352-2451 (699 amino acids)
Biological process (GO): positive regulation of insulin secretion involved in cellular response to glucose stimulus
Cellular component (GO): cytoplasmic side of apical plasma membrane
Molecular function (GO): phosphatidylinositol transfer activity; phosphatidylinositol binding
Source: RefSeq, a predicted model, not a curated record